AUGUCACUCGGAGCACCCCCGCUGGAACUUCAGGCGGCUCUCCUGGAGGAUCCGAAUUACGUAGACUUGAGCAAGGACUUCUUCGGCAAGUUGGGGGAUCUGCAGAUGGAGGGCAGAUUUUGCGAUGUGAUGCUCAAAGGCUGCGAAAAUGAUUGUGAUGGGAUUCCCUGUCAUUCGUCCUGGGAGAUCGUGAGAGCUCUCAGUCAGAAUCCAACCGAGGCUGAAGUGCGGAAAUAUCAGAGGCAGCAGCAUUAUAAAUCUGACCAGAGGAUUAGCUUCGACGUGUUCCUCCCGAUUUUACAUGAGUUCUCCCGUUCGAAGGAUCCCUACAGCUACGACUCGUUCAUUGAAGGUCUGCGUCAUUUUGAUACGGAAGGGAAUGGUAUGAUCAAGACAUCAGAAUUGCACCACUUGCUGACUACGCUUGGAGAUAAGUUAAGCGAACGCAACAGGGGCAACAGGAUGGCGGAAACUGACAGCGAAAUCGAAGUUAUUGAUGAUAACGACAGUGUGGAAGAUUUUCUUGUCGUGGGAUUCAAGAAAGCCACGCAACGCGAACUGGCCAGUCCAGAACUGGGCGAUCCAGCGGAAAACCACGCGCCUGAAGCACUGCAAACCGAUUCAAUUCCCCGUGAAGGUAGCCACGAGGGCCGCGGCGAACCUGGGGAUAUCGCAGAGGUUUCAGUCGGCGAAAAAUGGCAAAACCGUCUAAGCCUGUAUAACAAGCGGCGCGCAUUCAGCGAAACGGAUCUCCGUAUUAGAGCUGGAACUGGACGCGGCAUCUUUCGCGCCACGCUGGUCAGUCCAGAACAGGUCGAUCCUGAGGUAGUUGCACUACAUCAGCCAGCUGAACAGGAAGUGAAGGUGAAAGAUGUCCAACCCGAUGUGCCGUUUUGUUUCCGUUGCAAGCAGAUUGGGCACUGGACAAAAUUCUGUGAGAAAAAGCGGCUUCCAAGCCCUCGAAGCCGGGACCGAGGACGGCGGAAUAAAAUGUUUUGGGCUAGCGAGCGACAGCAGAAAGAGCGACUGAAACAGGAUCGUGCUCUUUUCGAUGAAAAGGUGCGAUUAACGCGACAAUCUGAAGACCUGGUACGAUCCCAGAUGCGCCUUCAGGAAGAUAGUUUGGAGAUGGAUGCUGCGCAGAGGGCUCACCUUGCUGCCAUGCGUCUCCUCGAAGACAAGCAGCUACGUUCCAGGCGUGAUCAGGAAGAUCUUCGCGUGCGCGAAGACCGCAUUGCAGAGGACAGAGAGAUCUCAGAUACUUUUCUAGAGCGACAUGAAACUUAUAUGGGGAUUAAACGCGAUUAAUUCAGAUGUUGUGGUAUACAUUGUUGUUUUAUUUUUGUGCAUCGCUAAUGUCGGAUAAAUGAUCUUUCGUUUAAUGUACAUAACACAAUUUUUGUUUUGAAUUCUUUUGAACUGCCACCCCGGCCGGCCGGAUAAAUCAGUACUAUUAUU
This is a messenger RNA of Paramacrobiotus metropolitanus, 1458 nucleotides long. RefSeq lists its product as uncharacterized. Gene Ontology annotation, molecular function: calcium ion binding. The record is from RefSeq and is a predicted model, not a curated record. NCBI's taxonomy places the organism in Eukaryota, Metazoa, Tardigrada, Eutardigrada, Parachela, Macrobiotidae. Gene Ontology annotation, cellular component: myosin II complex.